Messenger RNA from Rotaria sp. Silwood2, 402 nucleotides. NCBI's taxonomy places the organism in Eukaryota, Metazoa, Rotifera, Eurotatoria, Philodinida, Philodinidae. The record is from the annotation of a GenBank genome assembly.
AUGCAAAAUUACAAUCUCUUUGUAAUGAACGUAUUAACAUUACAAGAAGAUUUAAAACAACGUGAAACACAAUAUGAAAAUGCUGAAAUACAACAAGAAAAAGAAAUUAUCGAACGUAAACAACUUGAUCUUAUACAUCAAUUUCAAACAGUUUCUAAACAACAACAACAAUUAGAAGAAGAUACAUCAUCAUUAUCUACAACAAGAAAAUCACUUGUAGAAAUUCAACAAACAAAACCACGUCCAAAAAGUAUUGGACCAAUAACAUCAAAAACUCAAUCAUUACCAAAAACAAUGAUAAUAAGAAAUUGUGAACCAUCUAUACUUAGGAUUAACCAAAAGUUCGUAGAACGAUGUUUAAAUUUUUAUAAAAUACUUAAUAUCGAAAGAUUUAUUGCAUGA